AUGCUUUCAACGAAGCAAGAAGGCGCCUUGGAACAGAAUGCUGCCGGCACAGUUAACAGUAAAGAAACACCGAGCGUAAUCAUAAAAACAAGCACGGGACGGGUGGCCAAAGCUGUGGACACUCAAAAUGCCGGUGUCUUCAAAACACCGCAAAUCCCUGUUUCGGCUAUACCGGCAUUUAAUGGGAGCAAAUCUAAUGCGGAGAAAAAGAAUACAAUCAAGACUGAAGAAAAACGUCUCAUCGCGAAGACACAAGCUGUUGGUAUUGGUGCAGGAUCGUCUUCGAAGCCGGAGCCAAAACCCAGUGAGGACAAUAAUGUUAAACCGCAGCAAAAAGCGACCAAAAAGGUUUGGACACUAAGCAACUUCGAUAUUGGCCGCCCGCUGGGGAAAGGAAAGUUUGGCAAUGUGUAUCUGGCGCGUGAGAAAGAAACAAAGUUUGUAAUCGCCCUCAAAGUACUUUUCAAGAAACAGGUCCACGCCCAGGGCAUCGAGCAUCAGGUGCGGAGAGAGAUUGAGAUUCAGUCACACUUGCGCCAUCCGAACAUUCUCCGGAUGUAUGGCUACUUUCACGAUGAAACACGCAUCUACCUCAUACUAGAGUACGCUCCCGGUGGCACGCUCUUCAAGGAGCAACAAAUGCAACCGGGCAAAAGGUUUCCGGAGAAACGGUGUGCCUACUACAUCCAUUCAAUGGUGUCUGCUUUGAUUUACUUGCACGAGCGAAACGUCAUCCACCGGGACAUUAAGCCAGAGAAUUUGCUGCUAGGACAUGGCGGAGAGCUCAAGAUAGCCGACUUUGGUUGGUCCGUUCACGAGCCGACUUCGUCGCGGACCACGCUAUGUGGCACACUUGAUUACCUGUCGCCGGAAAUGGUGCAGGGACAGCCACACACAAAAACCGUAGAUCUAUGGAGCUUGGGUGUGCUGGCUUACGAACUAGUCUGCGGAAAGGCCCCAUUCCUUGCCAACACUUACGAGGAAACGUAUCGCAAAAUCAUGAAAGUUCAGUACACCGUAUCGCCGGACGUAUCAAAACCCGCCGCUCAUCUGAUUUCGCGUUUGCUUGUUCGCGAACCGGAAAACCGUAUGCCGUUGGAGAACAUUGCUAUUCAUCCAUGGAUUAUGUUGCACGUCGAUAAGAAGUAGUAACCUUUGGUAUGAUUUAGACUUGGCCCUUUUAAACAUUAUAUAAUUUUUUUUGUUACGUGUAUUAGAAGUAUGAUUGUAUGGAGCAAAUAAGUUUUUUAUCUUUA
Molecule: messenger RNA, 1256 nt
Organism: Anopheles cruzii
Lineage: Eukaryota; Metazoa; Arthropoda; Insecta; Diptera; Culicidae
Product: aurora kinase C-like
Exons: 2
Coding region: 1-1149 (382 amino acids)
Biological process (GO): mitotic spindle organization; regulation of cytokinesis; protein phosphorylation
Cellular component (GO): spindle midzone; spindle microtubule; spindle pole centrosome
Molecular function (GO): protein kinase activity; ATP binding
Source: RefSeq, a predicted model, not a curated record